UACAUGGUUUCAAAGGCAAGUUUAUAAAUUCAAGAAAACCUGAAAAAUAGCAUCAUGUUUGCAUAUCUUUGCUAAGGAGUUUCAAGUAUAGCUUGAUAUGAUUUUUGAUCGCUGCACCAUUUAGUUUAGUUUGUUGGAUCUUUAGCAUCUUGUUGUAGGCUGAUCUUUAUAACUUCGUAUAUUUUCAUUUGCUUAAACUUGUAGGAGGACUAUGAGGCAAACAAACUCAAAUAUUGGCAUGAAUAAAGGACCCUGGACACCGGCUGAAGAUCUUCUUUUGAAAAACCAAAUAAAGCUUCAGGGAGAAAGACACUGGAAUUCUAUUGCUGAUAAAGCAGGUUUGAAACGAACUGGAAAGAGUUGCAGGCUCAGGUGGAUGAACUACCUCCGCCCCACUGUCAAAAGAGGUCAUAUAUCGGCUGAUGAAGAAGAACUCAUUAUCAGACUUCAUAAAUUGUUGGGGAAUAGGUGGUCGUUGAUUGCGGGCAGAAUGCCUGGGCGAACAGAUAAUGAAAUCAAGAACUAUUGGAAUACACAUUUGAGCAGGAAAGUAGGCAGAAAAGAUCCCAAACGCACCAAACAAGGCUAUAAACAUCAUGUUGGUGCAGCUACACAUCUACAGCUCUCGUCCGAUCAGAAUGAACAAGUGUGCAGUGAAGCAGAAAGAGGAAGGACAGAUGUGGAUAAUAUAAUAGCCACAAAUGAACUCAUGGGUUCAGCAGAGUCCGAAGACUAUUCUGUAUGCAUUGUCAAAGAUCACACCAGUUUUUCAUAUGAAGAAAUUGAGAGCUUUCUGGUGGAAACAGAUCGGGACAUACAAUGGAAUAUUUCUUCCAACUGGGGAAGUGCGAAUUACAAACAGUUUAAUGGAUAUGAAGAAUCUCUAGUACAAGAUGCUUCAAUCGGUAUGGAGCAAAUCAAAGAUGUAACCAAUGAUGCUAACAACAUUUAUCAUGUGGAUUCUCUUCCAAAUUCAUCUUCGUUAUUAUCGGGAUUAAUCUACCCACCUAAUAUUUACUGCUUAUCUCCCGACAUAUCAUUUAAUAUGAUUUCAAGUGAACCAUGGUUCCCAUAUACUGCAGAAGAGAUUUCAAACAAUUCCUCCCCUCAAGAAGAAAUACAUGCUCUGUUCUUUUGAACAGUUAAUUUUUAAACCACUGUAGAUAAUGGUUUAGUAGAUAUGGAGCGGGAAUCCAGCGAUCUAUGAGCUGUUGCUGCAAGAGAAAUUUGAAGAUCUUGUAUUGUUUUGAAGGCUAAAUGCUUAUUG
This is a messenger RNA of Cryptomeria japonica (Japanese cedar), 1267 nucleotides long. Its product is annotated as transcription factor MYB13. The record is from RefSeq and is a predicted model, not a curated record. The coding region runs from base 212 to 1138 and encodes 308 amino acids. Lineage: Eukaryota; Viridiplantae; Streptophyta; Pinopsida; Cupressales; Cupressaceae. The transcript has 3 exons.